CACGGGCUAUCACACAAACUAUGAUGUUACAGAGGACAACAUGUUUACCCGGAUCUGUCCCUAACGGAGCUCCUCGGCUGUGAUGUCUCUGCCUCCAGAGAAAGCUUCCGAGCUGAAGCAGAUCAUUCACGACCAUCUGCUCAAGAUCGACAUCCACGGGAGGAUCCGAGAGGUGCUGGCCGAGACCGGGGGGAGCGACCACGGCGGGUCGCAUGGAGCCCUGUCCGAGACGGAGUGCCUCCACGCUCUGCAGCGCAGGGGCAUCAUCGAGGACGUGAUGAAGGACAUACGCUUCACGCAGGAAAGCACAACAGCUGCAGAAACCGGUUCCCCCCCGAAGCCCGCCACUCACUUUGUAGACAAGAAUAUUACUCGGCUGAAAAAAACCGACAUCGACCGGUCCAGGCGGCGGUUGUACGUCCAAGUGCUCGGAGGCAAGGCCUUUCUGGAGCACCUCCAGGAGCCGGAGCCUCUCCCGGGUCAGGUGAGCUCUACGUUGACGCUCUACCUGCACUUCCGCAACCAGAGGUUCCGCUCACAGCCGGUGCCCUGCGCCCUGGAGCCGGACCUGAAGGAGGGUUUCGUCCUGGAGGUCAACAGAGACGGUGAGUGCAGCAAAAUGCCAGACGCCACCUCCAUGCUGUCCCUGUGCGACCCGGUUCACUUGGUGCUGAUCAGGACGGACACGUCCGGCGAGACGGCGCUGGUGUCGUCCUACUUCCUGGACUGGAGGGCGGUGCUCGGCGCGCCCAGCGGGAAGACCUGCUUUGCCGUGGAGCUGAUGGGAGUCGGAAGUGAAUGCAAAGUCCCGGCCGGUGUCCUGACCGUCAGUCUGGAGCUCCUCCCCCCUCUCACUGAGACGCUGAGCGCCGCCGUCAUCAGCACGCAGCAAUCACUGGAGAGGCAGAGGACGGCAGAGAAGGAGAGGCUCUUCCUGGUUUACGCCAAGCAGUGGUGGAGGGAGUUCCUGGAGAUCCGACCGUCCAACCGAUCCAAGAUGGUGAAGAUCUUCGCUCAGGACGAGAACGGCGUAAACAGGCCGGCGUGCGCGUACGUGCGCGUGCUGCGGGCCGGCCGGCUGCUGGAGACGCCCCGGCAGGCGGCCCGCUUCGUCAGCCUGCUGGCCCACGAGAAGGCGCCGGUGGUGGGGGGGGGGGGCGGGGCCAAGCAGGAGCAGUGGUGCACGCUGAUGGCGUUCCUGUGUCGAGGGAAGGGGGACUGCGAGGACCACGCCGCCCUGCUGUGCAGCCUGCUGCUGGGCUUCGGCCUGGACGCCUACGUGUGCGUGGGCACCAAGGCCAAAGGGGUGCCGCACGCCUGGGUCCUGACCCGCGGCGCCGACGGCAGCGCCACCUUCUGGGAGAGUCUCACGGCGCGCAGGUACCUGCACCGGGCCGUGGACCCGGACGCCCCCCCCCUGGCCCCCCAGCCCCGGCCCUCCUCCCCCUACCGCACCGUGGGCUGCGUCUUCAACCAGCAGAGCUUCCUGGCCAACGGGCAGCCGUCCGACGCCGUGGAGCUCUGCGUCUUCGACUUCCAGAAUCAGUCCCGGUGGAAGGCGAUGAGCGAGGAGGCCCUGAGGUCCGUGUGCGCCCCGGGCGCCACCGCCGCCCUGCCCCCGCUGCCCCCCCUCUGCGCCCCGUCUCUGGACGCGGCCGCCGCCAGCAACCAGCUGGAGCUGGAGAUGCGCCUCCUGGUCGCCGAGCGCCGGAAGGACCUGGAGCUGGCGACCGUGUGGGACGACCACCUGUCCUACCUGCUGUCCUCGGCGCUGGCGGUCUACGAGCUGGAGCGCUGCACCGGCGUCUCCUGCGGCAACGAGGAGUUCCAGGACGCGGUGAGGCGGGCGGUGCCGGACGGGCACACCUUCAAAGGCUUCCCCAUCCACUUCCUGCACCGCAACGCGCGCAGGGCCUUCGCCACCUGCCUCAGGUCUGUGUUCUGUGAGGAGAUCGUGUGUUGCCGUGGCGACCAUGUGAGGCUGGCGGUCCGCGUCCGCGUGUUUGCCUACCCGGAGAACGCCUGCGCCGUGUGGCUCAUGUUUGCGUGUAAAUACCGCUCGGUGCUCUGAGCGGCGGCGUGGCACCGCGACCCGGACAGGAAGGAGGCCACGGGCCUGGUACUGGUACCAAGCCUGGUACUGGAGGCCACAGUCCCGGUACUGGAGCAGCCGGCCCACGAUGGGGCUCGGCGCUCAUGUUUGUGAUGCUUUGUAGACGUUUCAUUUGUACAGACACUUCCACAUAAUUGUAUUUAUUUAUCUAUUUUUUAAAAAUAAAGAAACCUUUUUUUAAUAUA
Pseudoliparis swirei is the source of this 2298-nucleotide messenger RNA. RefSeq names its product centrosomal protein 76 (gene cep76). Bases 83 to 2071 code for a protein of 662 amino acids. NCBI's taxonomy places the organism in Eukaryota, Metazoa, Chordata, Actinopteri, Perciformes, Liparidae. The transcript is spliced from 13 exons. The record is from RefSeq and is a predicted model, not a curated record.